This is a messenger RNA of Effrenium voratum, 633 nucleotides long. The record is from the annotation of a GenBank genome assembly. Lineage: Eukaryota; Dinophyceae; Suessiales; Symbiodiniaceae.
AUGCAUGUUACCAUGGGCCUCUUUUUCCACAUCGAUGAGUGGAUCCUAACAUUCGGGGUCCCGGUCAGCUUCAUCACCACAUCCCUGGACCGCAAGACCCUGCAGCUCAUGGAGUUUCGCGAGGUGGCUAUUCACUACGCCAGGAGCUGGCUGCUCGUGGAUCUGCUGGCCAUUUGGCCCAUGCUCCUCACCUCCGAGCCCCAGUCGCCCGGGUUCAUAGUACAUCGGUUACUGAAGCUGGUGAAGGUGCUGAAGAUGCGGUACUGGAUCCCACGUUUGGAAGACCAGUUUCAGAGCAAGAAAACGUCCUGGGCGAAAAUGUCUGGAGCGAUGCUGCUGCUGGUGCACUCGCUGGGCUGCUGCUGGUUCAUUGUCCGCCACGGCCUUCAGCCCGGCGUGCCUGGCACAGCGGAGGACUACGUGGCCGACGUCUACUUUGUUGUCAUGGCCCUCACCAGCGUGGGCUUUGGCGACAUUAUACCGGUGGGCCCUGGUGCGCGCCUUUACUGCGUCAUGGUGAUGCUUGCCUCCAGCCUCUUCUCCGGGGUGCUUGUCGCCUUUGUGGCGCAGGCCUUGCGGACAGUCUUCGACGACGAGGUGGAGAAAUAUGUCUGGGCCUCAUGCUGGAAGUGA